Molecule: messenger RNA, 4388 nt
Organism: Sphaeramia orbicularis (orbiculate cardinalfish)
Lineage: Eukaryota; Metazoa; Chordata; Actinopteri; Kurtiformes; Apogonidae
Product: protein FAM13A-like
Exons: 21
Coding region: 213-3185 (990 amino acids)
Biological process (GO): signal transduction
Source: RefSeq, a predicted model, not a curated record
ACAAUAUUCCAGCUAGCGAGAGUCACUCUGAAAAGUAAGCUAGGUUAAUUUAACAGAUGUCAAAACGGCAAAAAAUUUGGAAUGGAACGGCAACGCCUGCUCAUAUUUCAUACCUUCUCCUAAUUUUAGACACAGAAGCGUCAUGUCGAAGGGGUAAAAGUGCGGCUAAUGUCUGAAGAAUGGAGAGUUGUCGUGGUCCGUUGAGCUGAAAAAUGGGAGCAAGCGCCUCAAUGUCGCUCUGUAGCGACUCCUCCUCUGUCAAGAUCCUGAGGCAGGGUGCAAAGGUUAGCCCAGAGCCCAUCAUUCAGACCCUGGUAACAGAAUCUGAGGCCAUGGUAAAAUGUGUGUUUGGUGUUGCCUUGGAAACUCUAAAAGAAGAUGGACAGAUGGUGUGUGGAAUCCCUCUUGUGUUGAAAGACAUGGUGGAGUACCUGGAUAAUAAUGGAAUGAACCACCGAGGUCUAUUCCGUCUGUGUGGCUCAGUGGCGCGAAUGAGGCAGCUGAGACAACGAUGGGACAAAGGGGAGCGUGUGGACCUACAACAUGAGGCAGAUGUCUCCACUGUGGCCUCGCUCCUUAAACUUUUCCUUCGGGAGUUGCCUGUCCCCAUAGUUCCCGAAGCCCAACGCAAACAGCUGAUCCUGAGUCUCACAGGAUCAGCAGAUGACACACAGAUUACCCAGUCUCUGAGAGAAAAUCUUUGCCACUUUCCCAAUGACAACCUCACCAUCUUGUCUUACCUCAUUUACUUCCUGUCCAGAGUGGCUACUCACAGCCAAUCAAAUCAUAUGCCAAUGGAAAAUCUGGCAACCAUCUUUGGGCCGUGUAUAUUCCACGUUCCAACAGGACCCAGGAUGCUGGAGGAGCAGAGUGUGUGUAAUGCAUUGUUGCUGCAUCUUCUCAGGCAUCACAAGAUUCUAUUUUUGGACCCAAAUGAACAACAGCUGACCGCCUCUAUUGCAUCUUCAUCUCCUCCUCCUCCUCUCUCUGUUCUCUCACAUUUUCAGGUCCGUCCCAGCAGCUGUCAGUCAGAGCGGAAUAGUGUGGAGAAGUUAGAGGAAGAGACAGCUUCAAUCUCAACAACCAGCACUUUCACCCAAACAACGCCAAUACGCUCUCAGCUCAACAGUCCUGACACACUGGAGCUGGACUGUGAAACCAGCUCUGAUGUCAGCACAGCCUCUCAGCAACUGAUUCCAGACCAGCUAGAGGAUGGCAGAGAAAUCAGAGAGAAAGGGUCAGAGCAAAAACAACUAACAAAAAACAAACCACCUCAAAGCAUCCAGGGGGACUCACCAAAAUCAAUGCGAGCGAUGACACCACAUGCCAUGUCAGUUUUCUCCUCAGUAUCAAAAUCAAAAGAAGUGGAAGGAGACAAGUUAGAGAACACUUCGCAGGAUGACUGUUUAAUGGAUUCUACAGAUGCAGGACAUCUGUCAUCUCUUUUGAAUUCCAGUAUUUUGGAAGAAUCACAAAACAGCAAAUCUCAAACCCAGGCUGAGCUCACAGAGAGCUUGCAGUCCUCCUUAAAGGACGAGAAAGACAACACAUCUACAAUCCCUGAGCAGAAGGGGAGAGGAGGAGGAGGAUGUGGUGGUUGUCUUGACAGUCACAAUGAUUGCAGAGGCAAGAACAAUUGUGACAGCCCUUCCCUCAAGGUGCAAGCCCUAGAGGGUGACCUGGGGCUUUCAUCCACGCCAGUAGACCCUGGAGCUCAGGAGCAUCUACCUUCACAACAACAACAACCUCUUUCAUCUGAGGAGACAAACCUUUAUUUAAACCACACUCUGCUCCUACACUCACCACCUUCACCACCAGCUCAACAGGGUCAUCUCACAUUCAGCUCAUCAGAGCUAGUACAUGCCACAUCCCCACAAUCAUCCGAAUCCAGUCCUGUCCACUCCUCUGCCACUCUUUUUGAGGGAAAUUCAGGAGAUGACUCCCAGCCCAACCCAUCAGGCUCCAUCCAAGGCCCAGACACCAGCCCGCUGCUCUCUCAUAUUACGACAGGCGACUGCCCUGUUCCCUCGCCACGCUGCCCGAGCCUCAGCCACAGUCUGCGUUACAACUUAGACCCUGACACCGCCCCUUCCCCUCCAAGCUCACAGGAAAUACGCAUGGCUCGGUGCAGUGUCCAUACAGAGCCAGAUGAGGGCUCUGUGUCCAUCUCAAUGCUUAACAGACACAUCCACACCCUGAGGAAAAGGAUCAGACGUUUUGAGGAGCGUUUUGAGCAGGAGAGGCAUUACAAGCCGGCCCAUAAUGAUAAGACUGCACAUCCAGAGGUUUCCAGGCUCAUGAAGGAGCUCAUCAAGAGCCGCAAACAGCUUAAAGAGCUUAAACUAAGACAAUCAGUAGAAGGGGGGCUGAGAGAACAUGGACGCUUCAACCAACCUGCUGAGCUUUUCAAACCUGGCAAUGAUCAGAAGGGGGCAGCAGUGACUGGCAUGGAGCUCCAGCAGCUUCACAACAAUGGCAACACUAAACCAAAUGUGGAGGAAACGGUCAACAUCAUUACCAACAGACUGAAGGAGCGAAGACGAGAGCUAGGCCUGCCUGACAGCCUUAAGGAGAUGUCACAUUUCCAGAUGACCAUGGAGAAGACAAGCCUGCAGAAGUGUUUGCUCUAUUUUGAAAGUCUGCAUGGACGACCGAGUACCAGACAGGAGCGGACUCUGAUGAAACCUUUCUAUGAUAGGUACCGAAUUGUCAAGCAGUUGCAGUUUUCUUCUGCUAAAACAACCGUUAUCACAACCAUUGAUGAAGAGGAGGGUUCUGAUGAGGAGCGUUCCAAACAGCGCCCUAGGCAGCCGCCAAUCUGGCUGAAACCGCCCAGAUGCACGUCCUCCGAUGAAUCACUGGACAUGUCUGAAACACCACUAGUUUCCCCUUUGGAGGAGGUCAAGGGCCUCCAGUCUCAGCUCAUCACCAUGGCAACACUGCAUGAAGCUUCCAGGCCAGAAUUGCUGGAUCAUCUCAGGAUGGCAAGGAUGGAGAAGCGGAGGCUCCACCAAGCACUUCGUGACUUUGAGGAACAUUUUUACACACAGACUGGAAGGGUUUGUCAAAAGGAGGACCGUGGACCGAUGGCCGAGGAGUACUGCCAGUAUAAGAACCUCAAAGCGAAGCUCCGUCUACUGGAGGCCCUGCUCAGUAAACAACAGGACUCAACCAACACCAGUUGAGUUUCUCACAGUGGGACUUUAAAUCUGAACAAACAAGACUCAAUCAUUUCCCAAAAAUCUUGCUGAGAAUUGACUGGGUCUGAACUUGUUUUCAUGCCAUGCUCAUAAUGUUGAUGCACUUUACAUGAGAAAAAGUAAUGGAAAAUGGUGACGAACCAAAUGAGUUGGUGGGCAACUGCAGAGUUUUAGUCCCCAAAACACAUCUCUUAUCAUUCAUGAUCCAGCCUUAUAUAAACCUGAUGUAGCAAGUGUAUGUUAUGUAGCACGAUUCAUGUCAGUGAUGAGGAGCUGUAACCAGUUGAUGUUUGUUACAUAUUAGGAUUUUUUUGUUUCUACCGUAUGUAUAUUAUGGCACUUUGUUACUUGCUUUUUCCUUCCCAGAACACUAUUUUUGGACACAAGCGUCUUGAGUCGUUGUGGAAACUGCAUUCUAAAAAAAGUGCUAUCUUGGCAAGAAGGAUUUUAGUUUAUAUGCAGUCAAUGAAAACAAUCCUGUGGCAUUUGUGCAUGUCAAUUUGUGCUAUGAUAUGCAUUAGGAGUUUUAUAUUUAUUAUGAAUUGUGACUAUUCAUUUUACAUGUUCACCUUGGAAAAAAAUGAACGUUGGCAUCUUGUGCAAGUGCAAGGUAAAUCUACUGUCCAAUUUGUAUUCAUCCCCCAUUUUGCUUGUAUAAUGUUAUUUCCCACUAAAUGCCAUUGGUGACAAUUAUCAGAGCUCUUGACAUUGUGCACUUCUGGUUUAUAUAAUUUUCUAUAUAUAUAUCUAUAUAUAUCAAUAAAAAUAAAUAUUUUUUCACAUUUAUUCUGCUAAACACAGUUUAUGGUUCUAUUUUCUUUCUUUCUGUUCACUACAGUAAAACAAAGGAGACGGUUGCAGAAAAGGUUGUGAUGGUAGAGGUACUGACAGCUUUCAUACUCAUGCUGCACAGAACUGCAUCAUGCUUUUAAAGGUUAACAAGUUAAUGAGUAGUUCACACUGGUCAUCAAAGACCUGGAGAGUACACAUUUUAGAGGCUGUUGCAUUAGUACUCUGAGGAUCCCACAGCUGUUUGAUCUGGUUUUUAAUACCUUUGGUAUAAAGAAAGAUGACAAUUGAUGCUGCAGCCCUAAGAAAUUGUAGUACCAGUCCUUGCAACUAGUAGAAGGUCAAAAUAAGUUUGAAUAUGUCUACUGCAGAUUUGGAAAUAAAAAGGCAAAAAAAAAA